Xenopus tropicalis (tropical clawed frog) is the source of this 2728-nucleotide messenger RNA. RefSeq names its product nuclear receptor subfamily 1 group I member 3 (gene nr1i3). NCBI's taxonomy places the organism in Eukaryota, Metazoa, Chordata, Amphibia, Anura, Pipidae. Gene Ontology annotation, molecular function: DNA-binding transcription factor activity; sequence-specific DNA binding; DNA binding. The coding region runs from base 174 to 1505 and encodes 443 amino acids. The transcript is spliced from 10 exons. The record is from RefSeq and is a predicted model, not a curated record. Gene Ontology annotation, biological process: regulation of DNA-templated transcription; DNA-templated transcription. Gene Ontology annotation, cellular component: cytoskeleton; nucleus.
CCCAGAGAGGGGGAGGAGGAGGGCGGCCCAGGUGUGCGUGUGUGAAUAUCAAUACAGGCGGCUGCACGGUGCAGAGACGGCAAUUGUGCCCCCCGUUAUAUUCCACCAACCAGAGGUUUCACUGCCCAACGUCCAACUACGGCAGCCCGGGCAGUCCAAGCUUCCUUAGCAAGAUGAAUGGCGUCGAUAUAGACCUGCGCAUCACCCAGCCGGACUGGACCCCCACCAUGUACUCUCUGUUUGAGGACGACAGCAGCAGCAGCGCGGGGUCACCCAACACCCCCACAUUCAGCCUGAAGGCCAGCGAGAGUGAGGACAAUGACCCCGAUACAGAAGAGAAGCUGUGCAGUGUGUGUGGGGACAAAGCCAACGGCUACCACUUCCACGUCCUGACCUGCGAGGGCUGCAAAGGGUUCUUCAGGCGUUCCGUCAGCAAAGGCCUACACUUUACCUGCCCCUUCACCCGUUCCUGCCCCAUUACCAAAGCCAAGCGGCGGCGCUGCCAGGCCUGCAGGCUACACAAGUGCUUCUCUGUGGGGAUGAGGAAAGACAUGAUAAUGAGUGAGCAAGCACUGGCGGAGCGCCGGGCCCUGCGGAGCAGGAAGAAGCAGGAGCGGCAGAGCAGGAGGGAGCCGGGGCCCGCGCUGGGGGCACUAACGGAGGAGCAGUUGCAGUUGGUCUCCCUUCUCUCUGAGGCGCAACUCAAGCACUUCGACCCCACUCUCUCCAACUUCAAGCAUUACCGGCCUCAGCCCUUAGUGCACGUGUUCGUGUACAACAAUCACACAAUCCCGAGCCCAGCGCCGUUCCCUACAAGUGGCCUCUUCCCUGAUCUGAACCUCUCGGACCCCAAGUACAAAAACCUGUCGGCGAAUCCCCAGCUGAUCUCCAGCGGAUCUUUCCUGCCCGACGUCCUCAACGACCUGCCGCACUUUGCAGAUCUCAGCACGUACAUGAUCCAGCAGGUCAUCCAGUUCGCCAAGGAGAUCCCAGCGUUCCGGGCGCUGCCUAUGGAGGACCAGAUCUCACUUCUGAAGGGAUCGUCCAUGGAGGUGGCCCACGUUCAGUUCAACAGGGUCUACAACAUCGAGACCAACGUGUUUGAGUGUGGAAAACAUAAAUUCAGCAUAAGACAUGGCGUCAUAACCGGAUUCCAAGAGAUGUACCUGGAGCCAAUGAUGAAGUUUCAGAUCAUGUUGAGGAAACUCAAUCUCCACGAGGAAGAAUAUGCCCUGAUAGAAGCCCUCUGCCUCUUCGCUCCUGACCGGCCAGGUGUGGUGGAACAUGAUAUUAUUGAUGAGAUGCAGGAGAACUUGGCUUUAACCUUGAAAUGCUACAUGGAUCUUCACCACCCACCACCAGAGGGCAGGUUCCUCUACCCUAAACUCCUCUCCCUGCUGACCGAACUUCGCACUUUGAACGAGGAGUACACCCGUCAGAUCCUUCACAUUCAGGAUAUUUCUUCUGAAAACGUCACCCCUCUGAUGAAAGAGAUUUUAUUCUAAAACUUGCAGCCUCCCGACCCACGGACACAGUUGGGAGGUAACGUCCACAAUUACGAGACUCUACGAGACUCUACUGAGGGGUUUCUACAGAUGCACAAGAAGUGGUGGAUUACUCAAACCCUGGAUAAUCAUCACUAGGCCUUGGUCCUACACAGUAGUGUAGUCUCGUUGAGGACGUGUUGAUGGUGAUUCCAAGUGGACCUUCACUUUGCACUUACUAAGCCCUCCGGGGCUUGCCUUCUUUAUCUUAUCUUCAUAACGACUUACCUUGAGCCAAUGAAGGAGCUCUCUCUAGGGGGUCCAACAUGCAAACCACAGUGAUUGUAGCCCAACAACCUUGUAAGCCUACUCAUGCUGCUUCUCCCCACCCCACAACACAAGACUGUGCAACGUUGCCAAAAUAUAGACUGAUGUGUCCAUGUUGCCAUAUGGUUUCAACCUUAAGGUCCCCAUACACGGGCCGAUUCGCUCGCUUGGUGAUGUCGCCAAGUGAGCAGAUCUUCUUCAGAUAUCCCCACCUACGGGUGGGUGAUAUCGGGAGAAUCCAGGCUAAUUCGAUCUGGGGCCAAACAAUGGAAUUAUAACGGCGGUUUUAGGCAAAGUCGGUCUGGGGACCUCAUCAACGAGCCGAUGCGGUCCCCGACCCGACUAGAUUUUCUAACCUGCCCAAUCGAGAUUAAGCUGAUUUCAGGCCAGAUAUUGGUCAGGCAGGCCCGUCGGUAGUGCCCAUACACGGCCAAUUAGCUGCCGAAUCGGUCUAAGGGACCCAUAUCAGCAGCUAGAAUCGGCCCGUGUAUGGGGACCUUAACCAAGAGCCCAAAUCAGCCUUACUUGCUGCACCAAUGAGGCCAGUUAUGAUUGCCCAACUAUUUUUGUACUAUUUUUUUAAUGCAGUGACACUUUAAUAUGUUCUUCAAGAUGUUUUUUUUAUGACCCACCAUGGUGGACCUUUUCUAUAUAUACAUAUAAUGUUUGACUAAGAUCCGAAAAGCCUUGGACUGAUUUUGAGUGUCCAUCAGCCUACUGGACCUUGGCAUUGGAAGUUCCGAGUCCUUUAUCCAGAAGGAAGACUAGGUUGCGUGAUCAAGGUGGAACACUCGAGGGUUCUUCUCGAAGGCUGCUAGGAACAACGUAGAGUAAGCCGCACACAGCGAGAAAAUCCAUUUGCUGAAUCAGCCAUGGAAGUACUUAUAAAUAAAAAAAAAAGUGCUUGGCCUAAGUAA